AUGAUGCGUCAGCUGCACGACGGUAUGAUGGCGCGAGUCACGGACAACGGAGCUGUCUCAGAGGCAUUCGCAGUGACCAACGGAGUGAAGCAGGGAUGCGUGCAGGCGCCUACCCUUUUCAGUUUUAUGUUCUCUGCCAUGCUGAUUGACGCCUACCGCGACGAACUCCCCGGGAUCCGCAUCGCCUACAGGACGGACGGUCACCUCCUGAAUCAACGGCGGAUGCACUUCCAAUCGCGUGUAUCCACAGCCACCGUGCACGAACUUCUCUUCGCCGACGACUGCGUCUUCAAUGCAACUACUGAAGGAGGUAUACAACGGAGCAUGGACCUCUUCUCCGCCGCCUGCGAGAACUUUGGGCCGGUCAUCAACACGCAGAAGUCGAUGGUCAUGCAUCAGCCGCCACCCAACACAGCCACUUAUCCUAACGCGUCGACUCCUCAAAUCAGUGUGAACAGAACCCAACUGCUAGUGGUGGAGAACUUCCCGUACCUGGGCAGUACCCUCUCCCGCAGCAUCAAAAUUGCUGACGAAAUCGCCCGCAGGAUUUCAGAUGCCCAUCAUGCCUUCGGUCACUUCCAAAUCACUGUCUGGAAUCGUCACGGUCUCCAGCUCAGCACGGAGCUGAAGAUGUACAAGGUCGUAUUCCUGUGGACGCUGCUAUACGGAACGGAGACUUGGACAGUGUACACGAAGCCGGCACGCCGACCGAACCACUUCAACCUCAGUUUUCCUCGUCGCAUCCUGAGACUGCGCUGGCAGGAUCGAAUCCCCAACACUGAUGUACUGGAACGGACGGGAAUCCUCAGUAUCUACACCAUGCUGAGACAAAUGCAGCUGCGUUCGAGCAGCGCCCUGGUGCGAAUGGACGAAGAGCGACUACCGAAACGACUCUUCUACGGUGACGUCGCCACGGGUUCUCGUCGCCAAGGAGGCCAAAUUCUCCGUUACAAGGAUACACUGAAGUCCUCCCUGAAGCGUCUGCAAAUUAACCCGACAAACUUGGAAGACGUCGCCCUCCACCGACCGACCGAUUUGGAGGAGGACAGUGAAGACAGGCGCUGCGAUCUAUAA
This is a messenger RNA of Spirometra erinaceieuropaei, 1074 nucleotides long. NCBI's taxonomy places the organism in Eukaryota, Metazoa, Platyhelminthes, Cestoda, Diphyllobothriidea, Diphyllobothriidae. The record is from the annotation of a GenBank genome assembly.